Molecule: messenger RNA, 1385 nt
Organism: Musa acuminata AAA Group (dessert banana)
Lineage: Eukaryota; Viridiplantae; Streptophyta; Magnoliopsida; Zingiberales; Musaceae
Product: KH domain-containing protein SPIN1-like
Exons: 7
Coding region: 337-1179 (280 amino acids)
Biological process (GO): regulation of mRNA splicing, via spliceosome
Cellular component (GO): nucleus
Molecular function (GO): mRNA binding
Source: RefSeq, a predicted model, not a curated record
UUCAUCAAGAUUCUAAUUUGCAACCCCCCAUGCACACCUUUCUCUCUCUCUCAUACUGUAAAAGUGGAUAUGCCUUAAAACCCAUGCACCUAUUUAAACCUUCUUAGAAGGAUCCAUAGAGUCACUCAUUAAACUUUUACACAACCCUUUUUCUCCUUUGUAUUUAUAUUUCCUGUGAGCUUCAGGGUUGCCUGCAUUGAGAAAGGGGCAGAAGGCUUCCUCUAGCACCCAAAACUGCACCUUUGCUCCAUCUCAGCUCCUGCCCAUCCUUUUCCAUCAUUGUUUCUCUGAUUCCUUUCAUUCUUUCUCUGCAACACCUUUAUCCUUUCCACCAGCAUGUCUGGCUUAUAUACUCAUAGCUUCUCCCCUGCUAGAGCCGUCUCCUCAGAUAUAAAUAGCACAGCAGAUAUAGACAGCCGGUACUUGGCGGAGCUGUUGGCAGAACAUCAAAAGCUUGGGCCUUUCAUGCAGGUUCUUCCUAUUUGUAACCAUUUGCUGAAUCAAGAGAUUAUACGAGUCUCAGGAAUUGUUCCCAACCAAUGGUUCGGUGACUGUAACCGACUGCAGCACAGAAGUCCCAGUCCCAUGGCUACUCCAUUCCUUAAUUCCGAUGCUGGGGGGACUGAUUUUGGUGUUUGGAGUGGAUACCCACAGGAGAAGGGAUUAGGUUUUCCACAAAGAUUUACAAUGGAUCAGCGAGGAGCAACAGGUCCAAGCUCAUGCAUUAUAAAGAAGAUAUUACGCUUAGAAGUCCCAGUGAAUGCCUAUCCUAAUUUCAAUUUUGUUGGGCGCCUUCUCGGACCCAGGGGUAAUUCACUGAAAAGAGUUGAAGCAUCAACUGGAUGUCGUGUUUACAUUAGAGGAAAGGGUUCAAUAAAAGAUCCUGUCCAGGAGGAAAAACUGAGGGGAAGACCAGGUUACGAACACUUAAAUGGUCCAUUGCAUAUAUUGAUUGAGGCCGAAUUACCAGCAAAUGUCAUUGAGACUAGACUGAGACAUGCACAGGAAGUUAUAGAAGAGCUGCUGAAACCAGUGGAUGAAUCACAAGACUAUUAUAAGAGGCAACAGCUUAGAGAAUUAGCCUUGUUAAAUUCAAGUUUGAGAGAUGACAGCCCUCAUCCAUGCGGCAGCGCUUCUCCAUUUAAUAGCGGAAUAAGAGGAACAAAAACAGGACAGUAGAAUCAUUUACUCCUCUCUGAUGGUCUAGAAAGUUUCAUUCAACCUACUCUUUGCCUUGUCAUCAUUUCCUUGUAAAAAUGGUCUUCUUCAAAGGAGUUAAAAUGUGGCCACUUUAUUGUUUGUUCUACUCAGUCAUCUUCAGAUGGAAAGAAACUAUCAAAGUCUCCUAUGUACCAUACAUAAACCUAAAAUAUUCUUUUCAUUCA